Molecule: messenger RNA, 1050 nt
Organism: Sorghum bicolor (sorghum)
Lineage: Eukaryota; Viridiplantae; Streptophyta; Magnoliopsida; Poales; Poaceae
Exons: 1
Coding region: 1-1050 (349 amino acids)
Source: RefSeq, a predicted model, not a curated record
AUGGUCAUCCCGUUACCUCAUCCUUCUAUAUGGUAUCAGAGCCUAAAAAUCCUCAUGGAUACAUCGAUCCUCAUGGCAACCUCCUCUGAAGCUGCCGCUUCCUUCUUUAGUUUUCUCCCACCAGUAACCAAGAAACUAACUCGUAGCAACUACAACAUGUGGCUUGCUCAAGUCACAGCCACUCUGCAGGGCGCUCAGCUCUGGAGUUUCACCAAACCCACCACCAAACCCCCUCCUAAGUUUCUUGAGGUCGAUGCCGCCGCUGCUGCGGCAGCGGGCAACAAGGCGGAACCGGCCGUCAAUCCGGAAUAUGAGAAGUGGUUGGCCAAGGACAGCCAAGUCCGCAACUACCUCUUCACAUCCCUCUCCGAGAACACCUUCUCCCAGGUCGCGGACGCGACCACGGCGGCCGAAUUGUGGGCCGCAAUCCAGACGCUCCAAGCGUCCCAGUCCCGCGCCCGGAUCAUGUCCACGCGGAUGGCGCUCGCCACGGCAACCAAGGGGUCGUCAACCGUGGCGGAAUUCUUCACCAAGAUGAAGGGCUUGGCCGACGAGAUGGCGUCGGCGGGCAAGAAGCUGGACGACGAUGAGGUCGUCUCCUACAUCCUCAUGGGUGUUGGAGAGGAGUUCGAGUCGGUUACAUCUGCAGUUGCAAACCGUACCGACCCGAUUUCUCUCCCAGAGCUCCAGGCUCAGCUCGUGAGCCAUGAACAACGCCGUGAGAUCCACGAUGGCGGCUCCCACUCCUCCGUCAACUCUGCAGAAAAGGGCGGCCGUCGUGGUGGUCGUCCUUCCUAUUCUCGUGGCGGCCGUCGUGGUGGUGGUCGCGGCGGCUUCGGGCGUGGCCGCAACAGCGGUCGGAAUGGUGGUCGUGGUGGUGGCCACAACAACAACAACAACUUCACCAACAACACCUUUCUCGAAGGUGUGAUCUGCCAGAUUUGUGGUAGGGAAGGCCAUGGUGUGGAUCGCUGCUACAAGUAUGUCGGCUACCCACCAAAGAAGAGUGCAUCCGCAGCAACAACCUCCUACGGCGUGGACACCAACUAG